Messenger RNA from Aedes albopictus (Asian tiger mosquito), 1557 nucleotides. RefSeq lists its product as uncharacterized. Bases 1 to 1557 code for a protein of 518 amino acids. Gene Ontology annotation, molecular function: nucleic acid binding. NCBI's taxonomy places the organism in Eukaryota, Metazoa, Arthropoda, Insecta, Diptera, Culicidae. Gene Ontology annotation, biological process: DNA integration. The record is from RefSeq and is a predicted model, not a curated record. The transcript has a single exon.
AUGUCGGCACUACGGAUGCAGCACUACGCGACGUUCCUCGCGUCGUUCCGCUACAUCAUCAAGUUUCGUCCAACGAAGGAGCAUUACAAUGCGGAUGCAUUUUCCCGUUUGCCGGUCGGUGCGAAGACACCGGACAACGUCGUCGAGGAGGUUGACUUGCUCGAGGUCAGCAUAAUCGAAACACUGCCGCUGACGGUCGACGAUCUCGCGAAGUCGACUGCUGCUGAUUCUACGGUACAAGUGCUACUGCAAGGUCUGAAAAACGGGAAAACGGUGGAAGCCCGCGAUCGGUUCGGAAUCGAUCAAACCGAGUUCGCACUACAACAAGGAUGCAUCAUGCGCGGGAUCCGUGUGUAUGUCCCACCGGAUUUGCGACGGAAGGUGUUAACGGAGCUGCACUCUACUCACUUUGGGACUACACGGCUGAAGUCGCUCGCCAGAGGCUACGUCUGGUGGGAGCGAAUCGACAAGGACAUCGAGGAGCUUGUCCGAUGCUGCGCGGCUUGUCAGAUGACACGCCCUGAUCCAGUGAAAGUCCCUCUACACUGCUGGGAGAAGCCAAAGGAGCCGUUUGAGAGAGUGCACGUGGACUUUGCAGGUCCAUUCAUGGGCACGUACUUUAUCGUGUUUGUGGAUGCCUACACCAAGUGGCCGGAAGUGCGGAUCCUCCGUGACAUCACCACGAGCACCACCAUCCAUGCGUGUCGUGAAUUCUUUGCUUCCUUUGGGAUACCCGCUGUGCUCGUCAGCGAUCAUGGCGUGCAGUUCACGUCGACUGAAUUCCAGAGGUUUUUGCAGCUCAACGGAAUCGUUCACAAGAUGGGUGCUCCGUAUCACCCGGCUACAAAUGGACAGGCCGAGCGUUUUAUCCAAACGUUUAAGAACAAAAUGAAAGCUCUAAGCUGCGACAAGUCGAGGAUGCAUCCGGAGCUCUGCAACAUCCUGCUCAGCUACCGGAAAACCAUACACCCUGCCACCGGAAAGUCGCCUUCAAUGAUGCUGUUCAACAGACAAAUCCGGUCUCGACUUGACCUGAUGGUGCCGAACGCUUCUGCCUCCGCGAAGAAUCCAGAUGUUUGUGCCAAAUCGCUCGCUGAGGGGACGAGAGUCGCUGCUCGUGACUAUUUGGACAAGGAGAAGUGGAAAUACGGCCACGUUGCGGAGAAACUGGGCAAACUUCACUACAACAUCAAGUUGGAUGACGGUCGACUCUGGAAGCGCCAUAUCGACCAGCUACGGGAGGUCGGUGCUAACCUGCCAGCACGCUCUACGCUGCCGGCAAUUCCUGUGGAGAUGGAAACUGUUCCAGCUGUUCCACGAAGCGAUGUCCCGACACAGACUCCAUGUGCUGCCGUUCCGCCGCCAAUAACUGCGGCAACCCCGAUUGCUGAACCACAACCUUCGACGAGUGCAUCUGCUGUACCCCGGCCGAACGUACCACCUGCGGUACCUGAGCCAAGGUCGCAGAUCCCUGGAGUACGCGCAGAACCCAACUACCAUCAAUCACCAAGGCGAUCAUCAAGGAUUAUAAAACCGCCUCGGAGACUUGAUCUGUAG